GUUUCAAAGUCCAUACAAUUUUGUUAUUGUGUUAUUCGCAGUGCUCUGGUAUUUCCACCUCAGGUGUGUAGGAAGUGUAAUCCCUAUCAUCUCCAUUCUCAUUGUAAUCUUUCCUUCUCUUUGACUUUCUCUAAUUACCUUCGUUGACCGAAGAAGAGUAAUCAUCAUCAUUGAACUACUUCGGCUGCUCCCUGUCAUCCGCACUCCCAGAAUGCUUCUCCACUUCCUUUCACUUAUCCCUAGCCUUUCGUACCACGUGGUGCAAUAUGCUCUUCAAAGCCUCAAUACAGACAGACGUAAUCAGGUAAUCACAAGCACCAUGAGUUACUCCCUUCAUCAUCACUCUUUUGAUCAUUCACAAACAUUAUCAUAACAUGCAAAUCCAUGUCAACAUCGAUGUGCUCCAACAAUUUGACUUCGUCCAUGUCUGACAUAUGAACAUCCCUAAUGACGAUAUCAUAUCAUUUUUUUCUUCCCUCCAGAAUUGAGAGGGCUUCUUCCACUCUACUGCAUAUAUUGCACUUCAUGCUUUCAAGUUUUGAGCAUCUUUUCUAUGAUCAUAAGACAAGUGAGAUCGUCAUCAGAGACCAUAAUAUAGAGUCCCACCAGGAACUCAUCACAGAUGGUUUCAGUAGAUUUCCAGCUAACCCUAAAGCAAACAAUAGAGACACAUCCCUUUCCAUUAGUCGAGAUGUGGACGGAAAGUUAAUUAUGGAUACUAAUAUCACUCUCUUACAUGCCUCCUCCAACGAAGCCAACUCGCAGAUUUGAAGUUUGCACAAAUUUAUCAUACUUUGUACUUUAAUAUACUAUGAAUAUUGCGGAUUGUGAAUAUUCGAAUGCACGACCACUUGGCCAAACCAAACUCUAAUAUAAUAUCAUAAACCUAAUGGUCCCAAUAACUCGAGUUGUUGAGAGAGGUCCAUAUAUGAAUCUUAACUACUUCCUACAAGAUGCGAUAUGUAGCUAACACAUACGAUUCAUUUCACCCACUAAUUGUGAAUUAUUAACAAACUUAUUUUUAUUAUUGAUUAUUUGUACUUUGUUAUAUACAAGGGCGAAGCCAGGAAUUGAACUUCUAUGGAGCCAAAAAAUUUAUAAUAGCAGUAAACCUACAAAUUUUAGCACUUUUUCAAUAUAAAUUUUGAACUAUAAAGAGAAAUCAAUCAUACAUGUGUAGUAUUUUAGUUGCUUUCAAUGGCUGGAAGUCCAAAUUCGUCAAUAACAUUCCUACAUUUGGGAUUCUUAAUUUUUUUGAAAAAAAUUGAUUUCAAAUCAUAAAUCCAAAAGUAUAUUUAUAAAACAUAACUAUCAAAAUAUGAUUUUCUACGUCUUCCAAAAUCAUUAAAAUUAAGGAACUGACACAAGUUUAUCAAAAUAAUUAAUAACAUAAUGUUGCAAGUGGAAGGACUCAAAUGAAACAUUAUAAAGUUUAAGUACUUCAAAGGAAUUAAAAAGUGAAAAUUAACGAAUUAAAAUACUAGAUAGGAUUGAAAAAACAAUGAAUAUAUAGAACCUGAUCCUAUGCUCGGCCAUUGAAUUGUCUAUCACUUCUAGCCUUUAGGGGCUCUUCGAACCCCCAAUUGAUUUUGAAUGCAUUCCACGAUGCUCAAAUCACCACUCAUUUUUAAACAAAAUUCGCGUCUCACUCCUUCAAGUCGACGACAUAUUGAGGAGUGCACUUGUGCUUCUUGCAGAACUUGAUGACUUUGGCUAGAAUCACGCCGGUGAUGUUGGUCAUUGGGGAUCGGGGUGUAGUCGUCGUGACAGUCAUCCUUGAUCAUGUGCUUGAUUGUUUGCGAUUGUACUGCCACCGCCUCCUCCACUUGGAACGGCUCGUCGUCGCUGUUCUUCAGGGUGAUAAACUUUUUCUCGCUGCACUUGUCGACACUGUUACGACAAUCGGGGAUCUUGGUUAACUUCUUCAAAUAUUUUUUGUGGCAUGCAAGCGAUCAGAAAGCGAGAGCGAUUGAUUGAUUGUUUGAUGAAGAUGGGAGAAUGUCUGAAUGUGUAUGCAUUGCUCGGUAUUGCUUAUCCAUAUAUAUAGGAAGAGAGCCUAAUUGCACAUUGAUUUGAUUUUAGGAGCUCCGAAACCAAAACAGAAAACAUACUUUUUAUGCAUGUUCGGAAUUUUUUUAGUCGCGCCUUAAUCGAAUAAUCGUUCAUUUCAACU
Messenger RNA from Linum trigynum, 2173 nucleotides. Lineage: Eukaryota; Viridiplantae; Streptophyta; Magnoliopsida; Malpighiales; Linaceae. The record is from the annotation of a GenBank genome assembly.